Messenger RNA from Stegastes partitus (bicolor damselfish), 2577 nucleotides. RefSeq names its product GATA binding protein 2a (gene gata2a). Gene Ontology annotation, molecular function: zinc ion binding; RNA polymerase II cis-regulatory region sequence-specific DNA binding; DNA-binding transcription factor activity, RNA polymerase II-specific. Gene Ontology annotation, biological process: negative regulation of transcription by RNA polymerase II; positive regulation of transcription by RNA polymerase II; cell fate commitment. The record is from RefSeq and is a predicted model, not a curated record. Gene Ontology annotation, cellular component: nucleus. The transcript has 6 exons. Lineage: Eukaryota; Metazoa; Chordata; Actinopteri; Pomacentridae. Bases 269 to 1657 code for a protein of 462 amino acids.
CUGCGCCACAUCUCAUUAAUGAGCCUGAGCACUGCACGGAUCAAGAGGUUUACACAUCCAAGCUGCAUUUGCCGUCAGCUGAUCAAAAUUGCAACAGGUUUCACCGAGGAGGAAAGAAGGAGACCGGGUGAUUUAAGGAUUCUAUUUCUGAAGUAAAUAAACACAGUCGAGACUGUCACAUCUCAGGAACUAUACUGUAAACAGGACUGAACUUUGACUUGGAGAGAGAGACGUGUUCAGAGGAGAGGAGACGGUCGGCUCAGUAGCCAUGGAGGUCGCAGCGGCAGAUCAGUCUCGGUGGAUGGCGCACCAUCAUGCUGUGCUGAACGGCCAGCACCCGGACUCUCACCACCACAGUCUGAGCCACAACUACAUGGAGCCAAUGGCGCCUUUACUGCCCCAGGACGAAGUUGACAUGUUUCUGAACCACUUGGACUCUCAAGGGAACCCUUACUACACCAACUCCCGGGCAAGGGUCACCUACAGCCAAGCACACGCUCGCCUCACUGGGAACCAGGUUUGCCGACCACACCUCAUCCACAGCCCGGGUAUUCCCUGGCUAGACCCCGGGAAAGCAGCCCUGUCGGCGGCGCACCACCACAACGCAUGGGCGGUCAGCCACUUCAGCAAACCCGGCCUUCACCCCGCCGGCUCGGGCUACCCCUGCAGCAGCAGCACCGGCACAGCUCCCGUGUCCUCGCUCACUCCCGCGUCCCACUCCAGCCCGCACCUCUACAGCUUCCCCCCUACCCCUCCGAAAGACGUGUCCCCGGACCCCGGCCCUACCUCUCCGACCUCCACCUCGACCAGGAUGGACGAGAAGGAGUCGAUCAAAUACCAGGUGCCGCUGACGGACGGCAUGAAAAUGGAGAGCUGCAGUCCUCUGCGCAGCGGCCUGGCCUCAAUGAACGGCCAGGCCCCGGCCACGCAUCACCCCAUCCCGACCUACCCGGCCUACUCUCUGCCGACACCCCACGAGUACAGCGGCAGCCUCUUCCACCCCGGCAGCCUGCUCGGCGGAUCGUCCUCCAGCUUUACGCCCAAAUGCAAAAGCAAAGCGAGGUCGAGCUCAGAACUAUAUGCAGAGGGCCGUGAAUGUGUGAACUGCGGUGCAACAUCCACUCCUCUGUGGCGACGGGAUGGUACCGGCCACUACCUGUGCAACGCCUGUGGACUGUACCACAAGAUGAACGGCCAGAACCGACCACUUAUCAAGCCCAAACGGAGACUGUCUGCUGCCAGACGUGCAGGCACCUGCUGUGCAAACUGCCAGACCACCACCACCACCCUGUGGAGGCGCAACGGGAACGGAGACCCGGUGUGUAACGCCUGCGGCCUUUACUUUAAACUGCACAAUGUCAACAGACCCCUGACCAUGAAGAAAGAAGGCAUCCAGACACGCAACCGCAAGAUGUCCAGCAAGUCCAAGAGGAACAAACGAGCAGGGGACGGCUUUGACGAGCUGUCCAAAUGCAUGCAGGACAAGGCCUCUCCCUUUGGCGGUGCCCCCGGCCUCACCAGCCACAUGACCCACAUGGGUCACCUGCCCCCAUUCAGCCACUCGGGACACAUGCUGCCUACUCCCACGCCCAUUCACCCUUCAUUCGGUCAUCCUCACCACUCCAAUCGCUCGCCAGUCUGGGCUGAGCCUCACUGAGGUUCCUCCAGACCCAGUAACCCUUCGCCUGUAGGAGCCACCACAUUGCCAUAAACACUAAAUGGCCUCCACAUCACGUCGUAAGCUGAGCAGACUUGUGUCAUGUACAGUGGUUGGAGGGGAGAGACUUUCAGUUGGACUUAAUCACUGAAGGUCGCAUCACGCCUGACCUCGCUGAUGGGACGCUGCGGAGAGCAGGACUUUAGUGGACUCUCUGAAGAGCUAAUGUGACGAGGGGUUUGUUAGUCCCCAUGUGACUGGGGCUAGCAGGAACGGAGUGAAUGGAGAUGCUUGUCAUUCUUUUUGCUUAUUUUUACUAAGUCACUUUGGUACCCACCUCUCCUUGACCCUGUAACAGGAGACUCAUGAGAGGUCUUAAAAAGAACCGCUGUUUUCACCUCAUCUCACUAUAUACUGAGAUACAUGCACCCUGUCCAUCCCCAGCCUGUCGUCCACAACUGCUACGGACAGACAGACAGACUCCUCAGUGCUGGACGUCUUCAGACUGGCCGAACACAGCUGCAGAACCAGUGCACCUCUGUUACAAACCGGUCAACCCACAGUUCCCACAAACCAGUGCUCUCCUCACAUGCUGGAUUGUGCACCACCACAAUGCUCACCUGUUUUUGAUAACGGAGUUUUAUGGAAAAAAAAAACAAAAAAAAAACACAGUAAAUAGAGUGUUUAUAAAUGCUUAAUUGCUAUUAUUGUUGUUAUAUUUGAUGUUAUAAUUAUUGCUACGAUAAUUUAUUUUCACUCUAAGCUUUCGUCAAACACACAUGGAAACGUAUGAUUUUAAUUUCAUGGUUAUUACGUAAAGAAAACACUGACCUGUCUUAGAUGAAAAGUCCCUGAGCUGUACGUUUUUAUCAUUUUUCCAUCUCACAAAGAAAAGGAAAUAAAGUUUAAUACUGAAGUAA